AUGAAGCUCCUCUCAACGCUAUCAGCACUCCUAGGCACCUGCGCAGCAACGUCGCUUCAUCUCAGCAUCUCACCUUCAUCCUCCCUUCUGGACCUCGGCGAGCUCCCCUCGUCAACUCACGCAACACUCUUCGGCCCCUCUGGCAAAAGGGCCACUGCACCUCUCCGCGUCGACAACUCAUUCGUCUUUGACAACCUAGAAGAGGGGGAAUGGCUUCUGGACAUUCACUCUAGAGAUCAUGUCUUCCCUAGUUUGAGAGUCGACGUCGUGGAUCCCGUCUCUAUACUACCCAUCAAGCAAGAAGGCGAUGGCGAAGCAGCACAUGUUGCUCCGACACCAGAGACAGUGACUGUAUACCUCACACAUCCCUCGAACAAAUGGUCGCAUCUGGGAGCCAAGAUUGCUGCGUCCACUGCUCCUCUCGCGUCACAAGAUCAAGUCAAGCUCUCCGUCUCGGCUCUGGGGAAGAAGGCCUUCUACGAACAGAGACAAGGGUUUGAUCUAUUGUCGUUCUUCAAGAAUCCCAUGAUCUUGAUGGGUGUCGUUUCUAUGGGCUUCGUAUUCGGCAUGCCCUACCUGAUGGAGAAUAUGGACGAAGAAACAAAGGCCGAGUUUGCAGAAAUUCAAAAGCAAGGGCCCUUGGGCAUGGGCGGUGGCGCUUCAGGAGGACAGGCCCAGAACACGGCGCAGCAGAUUCAGAAUUUCGACCUUGCUGGCUGGAUGGCUGGUAAAAAGUAA
Messenger RNA from Aureobasidium namibiae CBS 147.97, 738 nucleotides. RefSeq lists its product as uncharacterized. The record is from RefSeq and is a predicted model, not a curated record. The transcript is spliced from 2 exons. Bases 1 to 738 code for a protein of 245 amino acids. Lineage: Eukaryota; Fungi; Ascomycota; Dothideomycetes; Dothideales; Saccotheciaceae. Gene Ontology annotation, cellular component: EMC complex.